AUGACUUCAUCGAUCGAUGAUAAGGAGAAAUCCGAUCCUUGUUCCCCGAAGCACCAGAAGACGGAGGAGGAGACAAUCUGGUAUGACAGCGAUUCGGAUGAUUCCGAAUGCGUCACACCGGACGAAAUUCAACUGUAUUAUGAUGAGUGGGAGAAGAGCCAGGGCUUUGAAAUGGAUUUCUCGAAACUUACUUACUGUUCCAGCUGGAAACAAUUGGAUCUGGACGAUACCACAAUGGCCGACGAGCCUGAAACCAACCGAGAAUUAAUCGCCAAGUUUGCGAAACUCGCUCUCACCAAGCACAACGCAGAAAUGGAUACGAGUCUGGAAUUGGGCAACAUACUGAGGGCAAACUAUCAUCCAUCCGCUGGAGUCACCCUCUAUAUCUCAUUCGAAGUCAAUGAUCCUUAUGAUGGCAAUCAGACAAAACCCUAUCGAGCAGUGGUUCGGUACUUUCCCGGAGAUAUUGAAGUAGCCUCUUGCUUUCCUAGACCAACUUCUUGA
This is a messenger RNA of Microthlaspi erraticum, 504 nucleotides long. NCBI's taxonomy places the organism in Eukaryota, Viridiplantae, Streptophyta, Magnoliopsida, Brassicales, Brassicaceae. The record is from the annotation of a GenBank genome assembly.